AACCAGACAACACGGAGCACACGAGACACCCUCAAAUAGUGGGAAGCGUGUGUCAUUGAGCAAAAGGCAAAGGUUGAAGCUCACCAUGCCUGUGGCCUCGACAAAGACGGAUCCUGUGCCCCAGGUCUUGGACAUGAUAAGUGACAGCACAACCAGUUCCACCACAGCCAAUGACCUGGACCUCAUCUAUCUUAAAGGCAUCAUGGAGAGCCCUCUGGAACAAGAAGAGAGCCUCAAAGAGCCAAGACUGUCACCAGUGAGGGAGAACAAUGUCGAGCUCCUGCAGGAGAUCCUCAGAGACCUCAAUCCUUUCACAAACACAUCUGACACUGCAGCCGAGCUUGCCCGCAUACUCACACAGCCCCACUUCCAGUCUUUACUUGAGACUCAUGAUUCAGUGGCAUCCCAGGCAUGUGAUAGCCCACCCCCCAGCCCAUGUGAUUGUGUCGAUCAUGAACUGGAGGAUGGCCCAAAGCACAACUUGCACCCACCACCUGACGCAGUGCGCAUGGUGGGCAUACGUAAAGUGGCAGGGGAACAUCUGGGUGUGACAUUUAAGGUGGAGGGUGGUGAACUGAUAAUUGCUCGCAUACUUCAUGGAGGAAUGAUAGACCAGCAAGGACUGCUGCAUGUAGGGGACAUAAUCAAAGAGGUAAACGGACGAGAUGUGGGCCAAGACCCUAGGGUGCUACAAGAGGAGCUACAAGCAGCCAGUGGAAGUGUGGUACUAAAGAUACUACCCAGCUACCAUGAAGCCAUACCCCCUAGACAGGUGUUCUUUAAGUGCCACUAUGACUACGACCCCGCCAGUGACAACCUGAUUCCCUGUAAGGAAGCAGGCUUACGGUUUGAGAGGGGAGACAUUCUGCAGAUAGUCAACCAGGAUGACAUCAACUGGUGGCAGGCGCGUCAUGUAGAGGGUGGUAGCACAGGACUGAUUCCCAGUCAGGUGCUGGAAGAGAAGAGGAAAGCAUUUGUCAAGACAAAUGUUGAGCUUGCACCAGCAGGAAAUCUUUGUACUGGUGUUGGAGUGAAGAAAAAGAAGAAAAUGAUGUAUGUGACUACUAAAAAUGCAGAGUUUGACAGACAUGAAAUUUUACUCUAUGAGGAGGUGGCCAAGGUCCCUCCUUUUAAGAGGAAAACUCUGAUUUUGAUUGGUGCCCAGGGUGUUGGGCGGCGGAGACUAAAGAACAUGCUUCUUCUUCGGGAUCCUUUACUCUUUGGCACCACUAUUCCGUACACUUCCAGAAAGCCAAAGAAGGGAGAUCGCGAGAGUCGGAUGUAUGCCUUCACCACCCGCAGCAAGAUGGAGACUGAUAUUAAGAAUGGAUGCUAUCUUGAACAUGGAGAGUAUGAUGGUAACCUGUAUGGAAUCAAGAUCGACUCCAUACAUGAAGUGGUGGAGGCGGGACGUAUCUGCAUACUAGAUGCCAACCCUCAGUCCCUUAAAGUGCUGAGGACCUCAGAGUUUUUGCCCUAUGUGGUGUUCCUUCAGUCUCCUGACUUCGAGGUGCUCAAGGCAAUGAACCAGUCAGCUGCAGAGGCAGGGGUGGUUACAAAGACCCUAACGGAUGAGGAGCUGCAGAGGACUUGCAAUGAGAGUGCCAAACUCCAAGCAGCCUACGGUCACUACUUUGACCUCAGCAUCAUCAAUGACAACCUAGAUGAGACCUACCGCACAGUCAAGGCAGCUUUGGAAACGGUUUCCAAAAACCCCCAGUGGGUCCCUGUCACCUGGGUUUUCUAGAGUGCACCUGUGGUGCAAAGACAAGGCUUCAAAAGAAGGAAGAGCAAGGCACUGAAAAUAAACUGCUGACUAAAGAGUCAAUGAUUUAUUUAUGAUGUUAUUUACAAGUUUCACACAUUAGAAAGUUUGAUCUUAUCUAAUUAAAUAGUAGUAGUGGUUUAAUUGGCAGCACAAACAGUUUCUGUUUGUUCAUAAGCUAAAGGAGCCAUUCAGGACAUUUUGUGUGAAGGAGGCAUAAUAUUUUUUAAACAGGAAUAUGUUUUUUUGCAGGGGAGGAAAGAAUGAAGGGGUAGUCAGGAACAAAAGUGAAGAAGAAACUGAGAUGAGAAAUUAAGUCAUAAGUGUCAGAAAUCAACAGAUUCUAUCCAUGUAAAUACUGAGUUGGUGUUUGUAUGUGUGUGGGUAUGUGUGUGUGAGGGUGUCUCGUUUUGCAAGGAUUAAGGAUUUAAGAGAAGACAUUUUUGUAUUUUUUUAAAUUAUCUGUGCCAUUACUGAUUAUCAUCAGCAGAUCUAGUCAUUGUUUACAUAUCACGAUCAGAGAAAUCUGUACUGAUAGUUAAAACUCAUCUGCAAGUAACGAGGGCUUGCAUUAAUUUGUAAAACUUGAUCGUUGUCUAAACUUUAUAAAAACCAGUCGAAUAAAAAAAUGGACUACUGUGAAUCAGAUCAAAAAUCUCUAACAUAACUUAAUUUUUUUGUAUAUUUUCAUGGCAGGCCCAACAGUCUACAACAGUAUACAAUUACAUGAAUGACAAAUUAUUAGCAAUGAUUCAUCUUUUGAUUAACUAAUAGUUAUCCAGCAUGUCCAGAGCCAUAGUUGCUUUGAAAAGUAAUAUUACCCACAACUUUUUGUUGUGACCAAGUUGUUUUUUUUUAAAGAAUCUUACAGUAUUAUGUAAUCAGGCAUCAACAAUGAAAGCAAACCUUACUGUCAAUCUUUUUUUACCAUAUGCAUAGCUUCUUUCUAGUCACAUAUUCCAGAAAAAAAUAAGUUGAUUAUGUGAGCAUCACUAAAUUAAUUUGGAGAAAAAUUACUGUAUUUGUUCAAUUUAAGUAAAAAACAAGAUAUAUUGCAUUAUCAGCUAUUUUUCUAUAUUGUGCUGUGUCAAUACAAAAACUCAAAGGCUUUCCAAAGUCACCAAAACAUAUGUACCACCAUUAAAAAUAAGUACGCAUUACACCAUAUUUAAUCUUGUCUUAGUUAGCUUUCCAUUUUAAUCAUAGCAGGAAAAAGCAUCCGCCCAAUUCUAAUUAGAAUCUGUCACCCCAAAAAUAAAAAAACAAAGAUCAAAGAAACAAACGGAUGUUGUUUGUUUUUUGUUUAAUUUAGUUUCAGCAUACUACAGAGUGUACAGUAUAAUGAUAGGUCCCAGUCUCUAUGCAAAGAAUUUCGCCUCACAUUUUUUUCCCAUGGGACAGUAUUGGUUGAGGGAACAGACUUUUACAAGCAUAGAUAACUUCACCUCAAAUGUACUUUUUUCUUGAUUCAUUAUUAUCAGAAUUUUGAAAAAAAACAAAAAACAAUGGCACAUUGACACAAAACUGCUUAUUGAUUGCAGCGUAGCUGAAACUGAUGUUAUUAACAAGAAUAGAAUAUCAAAGACAAAAUCAGGGACAUCGUUUUACAAAAAGGUCAGUUUCAUAUAAUAGAUCCUGAAUAUGGCCAGUAUUAUCAAGAUUUAAAGAGCCGCACAAGACAUAUAGUUAAUAAAGUCAUAAAUCACUCACACGUGAAAAAUUUGUAUUUCAUUGGAAAGGAUUAAUUCUGCGCAAUACUGUAACUUUCAUUUCUUAUUGGCACUUUUACUUUUGUAUUUUUAGUUUAAAAUACACCACGUCUUUUGCAUUCUUAACUUAACUGUAAUAGUGUGUAGAUAGCAUGUAGAUACAUUGUGAUAUAAUAGCUACUGUUUAAGUAAGUUUGAGAUUCUUGCGUAGUGUGACAGUAUGUGAAUUUUCAUACCAGUAUAGGCAUGUAAACAGUAGCUUGGGGAUAAACAGCACAACAACAAAAACUGGCAGACACUGGCCAUAAUUUAAUCACUUUUUCAGAAUUAAACAGCAGUGAAACAUUUAAAAAAAUUUAAAGGGUACAUAUCUUGAAAACCCCAUCUUUUAAUAUUUGUGCAUAUACCUUUGGUUAUCCAGAAUAUCUACAGUGCCAUGAAAAAGUAUUUGCCCCAUUUCUGAUUCCUGAUGUUUUUGCAUAUUUAUCACACUUAAAUGUUUCAUCAAACCAACUUUAAUUUAAUCUCCCCAAGACAACCCAAGUAAAUACAAAAUGCAGUUUCUAAAUGAUGAUUUUAUUUAUUAAGGGAAAAAUAAUCCAAACCUAUCUGGCCCUGUGUGGAAAAGUAAUUGCCCCCCUGAACAUAAUAACUAGUUGUGCCACCCUUGGCAGCAAUAACUGAAAGCAAGCGUUUGCAAUAACUGGGGAUGAGUCUUUCGCAUCACUGUGGAGGAACUUUGGCCCACUCUUCUUCACAGAAUUGUUGUAACUCAGCCAUAUUGGAGGGUUUUCCAGCAUGAACUGCCCGUUUAAAGUCCCACCAC
Molecule: messenger RNA, 4300 nt
Organism: Cheilinus undulatus (humphead wrasse)
Lineage: Eukaryota; Metazoa; Chordata; Actinopteri; Labriformes; Labridae
Product: MAGUK p55 subfamily member 2-like
Exons: 14
Coding region: 86-1747 (553 amino acids)
Cellular component (GO): plasma membrane; cell-cell junction
Molecular function (GO): protein binding
Source: RefSeq, a predicted model, not a curated record